Messenger RNA from Pelodiscus sinensis (Chinese soft-shelled turtle), 4095 nucleotides. Lineage: Eukaryota; Metazoa; Chordata; Testudines; Trionychidae. The record is from RefSeq and is a predicted model, not a curated record.
GCGACUCCCUCUAGAAUGGUCUGGAUUGGCAGUGACAGCAAAGAGCUCCAGGACAGAGGAAACAUGAGCAAAAAGGCUGCAACCAUAGCCUCCACCGAGCUGAUGAUUCUGCUGGAAGAUGAAGUCUUUGUAGAUUUUUUCAACACAUUCCUCAAUCUCCCCGUCUUUGGUCAGACACCCAUUUACAUGGCCCACAUUUGCCAGUGGUUCCUGUGGCCAGAGCUACCAUGCUAUCUGGUGCCAAAGUACAAAGGCUUGAUGACUUGGAUGGAAAAGUACCGACUGACGCACUUCUGUAAAACCAACCUGUGUCUUCACUACAUUCUCUGUCAGGAGCUUCUCAGCUUCAUUAGAUCCAAGGAGGCAGCUCAGAUGCUGAAAUGGACGAGGGCAGAUCAGUGGCUGCUCGAAAAGUGCAUUAGCGGCAGCAGGGGAAUGUGGCGCUUUCGUUCCUUCAUCCAAGGAAUGGCAGGUGACUGCAGAGAGCUUCCUUCCUACUGCCCCCAUGUAUCCAUCUGUGCCAAGUGGCCAGCUCUGCAGCUGGAUAUUGGGAUAGGGAACGGGGAAGAGCUGACAAAGUUCUGGAUUGCUGCAGAAAGGCUCUUGGAGAUUGACGAGUCAGAUGUGACCCAGCGAGAUCUCUACCUGUCUCUGCUCCACGUGUUGAAGGCCACCCAUUUGCAGGAGGGCUCCACAGUGGUCACCCUGUGCAGCAUGACCAUUGAGUCGCUGCUGAAGCUCUCCGGCUGGCACCCUCAGCACAACAGCACCAGGCGGGAGAUCCUGAGCGAGAUGCAGAAAGUGGCCCUGUUUAAGAUCCAAAGUUACUGGCUCCCCCACUUUUACAUUCAUUGCAAGCUGAACCUCGAGAAGGUGGAGGUGUGCCAGCCGCUGCUGCAGGAGUACCAUGAGCGUGCGUUGCAGGAGGGCUCGCAGGAGAAGAUAGCAUCCCCAGCACCCACCAUGAGUAUCAGGCACAGCCGGGCUACGUCAGAGCCGUACUCCAGCAGGAGAGCCAAGGAGCGGGUCUGGGAUCUCGUAACAUGCAGCAGACAAGCUAAAGAAACAGAGAAACCCGGGAGACACGGGCCAGCGCCAGAGGGCCAGCCAGGCUCAGACUGGAGUGCAGAUAAUCUGGCAGCCACGAAGCAACCCCCUCCUACCGAGGAGUCCCUAGGAAAGACGUCAGGGCCUCCAGACAGGGGUGGUAGAGGCAUGGGGAAAGAAGAGGCUACUGCUUUCAAACCCCCCAGCCCUCACGCCCAGUUGCCUCUUCAACUGGAGGAGAUUGGCAAAAAGAAAAGCCUCUCGGAUCUACACCCUCCGACCCCCAUUGCCCAGAUGCCUUCAUUGCUAGCCCUGAAGAAGAUCAUCCAGUCCGCUUCUUCUUUAGAUUUCCUCCCCUGGGCGCUUACUGCCGACAGCUACGCCGGCCGCCCCUUCAGGGAGUUCUUGAGGAGCAAGAACUAUGCUGUGGAGACCCAUCUGCUGGACCUGUGGCACGACCUGGAGGAUUUCCUGCGCAUGGUGCUGAGCUCCAGCAAGGGAGACAGUUUCCUCCUGCGCCAUUUGAUGGGUGAAAGGAUUUGUGAGAUCUACCUCGCAGAGAGCCACCGCCAGCACCUUCCCCUGAGGCCGAGCACUCUCAGGAACCUGCAAGACCUUCUGCCUUCUGGAGAGGUCAUUCCUUGGAUAUUAAAAGCACAGGAAGAGAUUUGCAAGGUUCUCAGCUUCUUCUACGAGGAUUUUCUUGCUCAUGAUGAUGAAACGUUCCUUCGUUUUGUGUCUCAGAAAAGCAAAGUCCAGAAGCCUGUGGAAGAGAAGGAGACUUAUGAAAAAGACGAACACCUGCUGCUGGCCAAGAGGAUCAAUGAAUCCCUGAUUCUGAGCCAAGCCUUAUAUGGAGUGAGGGACUUGGAGGCACUCUCUGAAGAGCACUGGAGAUUCAUAGCCACUCAGGAUCUUACGAAAGGGGGGUCGAUCCAGAUUGAACUGGAGCCUGUUGUGCGCAGGAUAGACUACAGGAGAAUGACAUUUGAGGAGCUGACCCUCAGGAAUCCUUCAAUGGCUGUACAGAUGUUGAGUGAGGACUACGAGUACUUCUGCCGCAUGUUUCCUUCCCUGGCCUUUGAUCUUGAAGGCGAAAAGAGGAAGCCCGUUUGCCUGAGCAAGAUAAGUCUGGCCUGGUUGAGGAGGGAUACCCUCAUGUUAAGGAAACCCUCAAUAAGACCCAGGUAUCUCAUAGAAGUGCUGCACAAUCCUGUCCACCUGGCGUUCUUCAGGCAGUUCCUCAAGGAACAUAAUGCCGAAGCCCCUCUGCUCUUCUGGAUGGCGGUGGAAAAGCUCAAUGCUGAGUCCAAUUUCAAGAACCAAAGAUCUUUGAUCAACAGCAUCACCAAGAAUUUCUUCCAUAAUGAAGUGCCCGCCGAGGAACUGCUACACUGCCGAGCUCCCAUCAUCAGAGAUAUAGCCCGGGUCGGCCUGGUCUCCAGCUCCAUGCUCUUCGCAGCGCAGAGCUUUAUCCUGAAGGUCAUGGAAGAGAAAUGGUUUAAGAUGUACCAAAGCUUGUAUCCUGGGAGUGAGGUUUUCGACCCUCACGCGGUCCCGAGACAGGGGAGGGGAUCCUUCAUAAAGGACAAGCUGAAGAGAGUGUGGUUGGUGCUCCAGGCCUUCAUCAGGAGCAUCUGCAAGUUCCAGAGGGAGAUGCGCCACUGGCAAGCCCGCAAGAACUUCGAGGACUUUCUCCGGAGGGAGCUCUUCAAUCGAAAGGAAAACUUGCCCAGUAGCUCCUUGCGCAGUAACAUCGCCAUGGGCAGCCCCCGCCAGGCCGUGCCGGCUGUCAGCCUGGUAGAGGACGUGGAGGUGAUACUGGUGAAGCGCCGGUUGCAUAACCAGCGGCUAAUUACUGUCAACUUCCUGGUCAACGACCUCUGUUUCUUCCUGGAGAUUGAUAAGUUUUGUCGCCUGGCUGAUUCGGCCGCAGUGCUCGCGGCCUGCGGGAUGUACACCGAGAGGGACAUUGCCUUUCUGAAGACCAAAGUGGCCACCAUCACCAAACUCUUCCUGAAUUCUGAAGUCCCUCCUAAACUGCGGGUGAACAUUUCUGAGGGACAGAAAGAUUCCAUCCGGAAUUUAGUUUCCAAAGGAGUCCUGGAUCGCAGCCUGUAUCACGUGGCUUUGCUCAACGUCUUCCCCGUUCUGAUGCACUUCUGGAAAAGAUACUGUAACUGGAAGGCGACGGCGUUCCUCCGCAGACACCCAAAGAUCACAAAAUCUCUCCCUAAACUCCCUUCUAAGGAAUUGCCAAAGGCACCCGGUAUCUUCAGUGGGGAGGACCACCCGAUCAUUAGGUUCACGCUGCUCAAGGGGAUCCAGCUGCUGCUACCUCAGCCUCGGGAGGAAGGGGAGUCUUCCGCAGAGCAAAAGUCUUCAUCUGGAAGCCUCAUCUGGAAAAAGCCCCUGUCAGGCAUCUGCGUGACCCAACAGAUCGGGCAACAGCUUCUGGAGGUUCCUAAAAAGUCACCCUAAUCCACCCCCGUGUUUGUGUGAGAGCAGCGGACACUCCCUCUCCCCCGGCAGGCUGGCUCUGAAGGUGCGGCAGGGAUGCAGAGACAGCAGGAAGCCCCGUGCUUGGACGUUGCAAUGGGUGAAAAGUUCUUGAGAUUCAAGCAAAUCGGGCAGCACGCACAAAGUAACUUUCUGCUCCGCAGAGAAUAAAAAGUUCUGUUCACUAGACGUAUCCUAGUGCCCUUCUGUCUGCCUCUCUCCACCAAUAGCAGGGCAGCCUCCUGUGCCUUCAGGCCAACCACACCACAUGGGGCUGUGAAUCCCAGCUCCUGUUCUCACUCUUCCCCUUUGGAGAUGCUAGAGACCUUCUGGGCCUAAAACAUUUACACCAGAGGGGUGGGAGGAAGUUACAGCCUGGGGGCCAAACUGGCCAGUUGGACCUUUUAAUCCAGCCCUUGAGAUCCAUCCAGAGCACGGGGGCAGGUGCUUGCCUUGCUGCACAUGCAGCGUCUGUGCAGCUCCCAGAAGCAGAGGCAGCCAGGGGACUCCACACAAUUCCCAUUCCUGAAAUGCCAGCCCUACAGCUCC